AGCGACAGUACAGCAUGAAGCAAUGAUGAUAAAUUAAAUUCUUCCAACAUUUCCCUCUCCUCAACACAUGUUAACUUCUUCUCUUUGGAACACACACACUUGGAUGCACACACACCCAGAGACUCACUACCGAGUACUGUAUUCUCAAAGGCUUAUCUGUAAGUAUUUCCCAGCAUCCUUGUCCCAGAAGCUGUGCUCUGCCCACUCUGUUGCAGCAUGAAGAGUUAUGGAGGAGCGUUAACAGGUUUUCUUUGUCUUUCCUUUCACCCUACUCUGCCGCAGGCUUCACUUCUGAUUGUAAAAUCAACCUGUGGCCGAGCCCAUUCCCUGGGUAACUGUAUCCUUUAUCACAACACCAGCUAAAAAAAAAAAGAAAUAAGUAAAAAUAUGCUCGGAGGCAACGUCAGUUUCAAAUCCGUAUUUCGCCACCAAAAGACAAAAAGGAUGAGGACGAGGAUGAUCCAGUCAGUGUGAGACAUUCACCAAGCUGAAGUUGGAUUAGCAUGGCUCUUGUCUUUAGUCUUUAGCUAGUUCAUAGAGAUCAUGAAUUUUUCCACACUAAAGUAACCUUAGGCUAGGAUGCUAAAACAGGCCAUAGAUUUGAAUGGGACCUGGUAGCAGUAUAACCCACAUACUCACCAGUGCAGGUGUCCUCUCCAUGGGGCCAGGUAGUCACUAAUUCACUUUCUUUGUCGUUCCUAAUGAAUUGUUAAUUGGUUUGCAUCACCCACUGAGCUGUGGAAAACAGGUGCCAUGUGCUGCUGCGGAUCAGGGCCAAUGUCACCGGCUGACCUCUCUGUGAAGGAUGCUACCUACAUUUACCAGACCAAAUGAUGUGUCACAACAGGUUAAAUCCUAAAUGGAAAAAGUAAUUGUUUUUUGUUUUUUUUAUAUGCACAGUGAAAAAACUGCACAUUUUCUGAUUCAGAACCUACACUGAAGUGUUUGUUUUAUUUAUUGACAGAGCAUUGUGAGACUGACCUUUGCACAUGUUGCUAUCGGCCUGCUGUUAGCUGCUUAAGAUUUUUAAGCAGGUCCUGCUUUGUUUAAAAGCAUCAAUUUGAUUUUUCUGGCAUUUUAAAAUUGAUGUGUUCUUUUAGACGAGUUCUAAAAGUCAACAGCUGUGAAUGAAUCAGUGUUUACUCUAAUGGUGUCUCCUCCCCUGCAGGUGGUUGCUCUGAACAAGCGCAGUAAGGAGGCAGAGUCUGCCUUUCUUGGAAUCUACAAACAGCUUAUCGAGGCCCCAGACCCAGCUCCUGUGCUGGAGGCCUCCCACACCCUGGAGGAAAGGCUGCAGCAUCUUCACAGUUCAGCCCCAGAAGGUGAGGCCCUAGUACGAGAGAUCAGCAGGCACUGGAAGAAACACCUGGAGUGCCUUAAAAAGACAGAGCCCACUGAGGAGGGCCCAGCAGUGACCAGUAAGGACCCACGUUCCAGUUCUCCAGCCUCUCUGAUGACCCCUAACAAUACACCAGUUCCUGGGGGCCCAGGCUCCCCACAACCCAAAUACCAGGACCAAGCAGAGAACCGAGGGGAGGAGGAGGAGAAGGAGGAGGGCACUGAUGUGUGUUUGGCUGAUAGACUAUCAGAGGCCGAGGAGAAGAUCAAGGUCCUUCAUUCCUCUUUGGACACUGCACAGACUGAGCUGCUGGACCUGUGGUGUAAAUACAACAAGGAGAUGACCAAGAAGGAGACAGAGCUUGACACCAUUAUGGCGAGUCUGGAGAAAGCCAACCAGAGAGCAGAACUGGCUCAGAAGGAGGUGAAGAGGCUAAAGGAGCAGAUAGCCAAAGGUCAGAAUGCCACCACAGGCAACUCUCAUCCAGCAGAGGGCACCAGCAGGGAGAAGAAGGAGAAAGGCGAGAUGUUGCCCUCACAGUUGGAGGCUGUCCUGCUGGCCAAGGACCGUGAAAUCCUCCGUCUCCUAGAAAACAUUCAGCGGCUGCAGUUCACGCUGCAGGAGGUCCAGGAGACGUCGUCCAAUCAAAUCCUGGAGCUGGAGCGCCAGUUGGCGUACAAGAAAGAAGCGAUCGAGAGAUUAGAGGCUAAACUGCAAUCCCAGAUUGACUAUGAAGAGAUUAAAACUGAGCUCAGUAUCCUUAAGGUAAUGAAGAUGGCUUCAGAUAAUGGAGGCUCAUCACAGGAGUCUGCCAAGGCUAUGGAGGCUCUCCUGGAUAAAGAGGCGUUUCUCCCUUCUCACAGUAUACCUGGUAUACAAUACCUGGUGGAUAAGGCUCAACUUUUGCACAGCACUGACGACGACCAGUCUGAUGAUGCAGGAAGAGAGACAGGCAGACUGCUCGGAUCCCACACGUCCUCCUCUCAGGUGGAUGUCCGGGGAUCACCCAGCCCAAGACCACCCACCCUGGACGGUUCGUCCUCCUCCAGCUAUGACUUGGCCCGUCCAUUCUCUGUGUCUCCGUGCUCCAUGGACCGACAGUCAGCAGACCACGUUCUUCACAAGCAGCUUCUUUCCCCACACUUUCAAAAAGAAAGCCUUAUGGCUUUUCCCACAGCCCUGUAUGCAGCUAAAGUUGCCCUGAUGUCAGCCACUCAUAGCUCUGUUAAGGAACAGCUGCUGAAACAUAACAUUGGCCAGCGUGUGUUUGGUCACUAUGUGCUGGGCCUGUCACAGGGAUCAGUCAGUGAGAUCUUAGCCAGACCAAAACCCUGGAGGAAGCUGACGGUGAAAGGAAAAGAGCCUUUUAUCAAAAUGAAGCAGUUCCUCUCUGACGAGCAGAACAUUCUGGCACUUAGGACCAUCCAGGUCCGACAGAGAGGGAGCAUCACUCCACGCAUCCGAACUCCUGAAACUGGGUCAGACAAUGCCAUCAGGAAUAUCCUGGAGCAGACCAAGAAGGAGAUUCAGUCCCAGAGAGGAGGUGAUGGGAAUUCGUCUCUGAGCAGCUCUUCAGGCAGAAGCAGUAAUGGAGCUUGGAGCAGCUCAGAUGAAACCAUAAAGAAUAUUCUAGAACAGGCCAGGAGGGAGAUGGAGGCCCAGCAGCAUGCCCUGAUGGAGAUGGAAGCUUGUGGAAGAGCUUCCGCUGCCAGCUCAGGAGCACAAGUGGAACGUCUUGGGCCUCCAGAGCGCACCAGGGGCCUGCCUUUACCCAUCUCUAUCAAACAGGAGGAAGGGGGCUGUGUCACUGUGUGCAUGGCCAACUCCAUCAGCAGCCCCCAGACUCCACUCAGUGUGCUGUCACCUGCAGCCUUUGUCCAGAACAUCAUUCGUAAAGUCAAGUCAGAGAUUGGUGAAGCUGGCACCUACUUUGAUCAGCACUUGUCACAGGAGCGGGGCUCCAUGGCCUUUAGUGCUGGAGGUAGUUCUCAUCCCUUGACUUCUGUCUCUCCAUCCUUGUCCUCCUCCUCUUCUGGGCCUCCUACGUUGUCGCGACCGUGGCCUCGUCUGGAGAAUGGUGAGUGUCUCCCCAACAGUGAAGAGGCCUCUGCAGCAGAGGAUGAACUGGGCAGACCAGUGGAGGUGAAGGUGGAGUCAGACACUUCAGUAAGCGGCGAGUCUUCAGGACCUGGUGCAGGAUGUCUGUUCUACUACCCGGCAUACAUCCCACGUGCCCUUAAACCUACUGUACCACCUUUGACCCCAGAGCAGUAUGAGAUGUACAUGUACAGAGAGGUGGACACCAUUGAGUUGACCCAGCAGGUGAAGGAGAAGCUAACCAAAAAUGGCAUCUGCCAGAGGAUCUUUGGAGAAAAGGUCCUGGGUCUUUCUCAGGGCAGUGUAAGUGACAUGUUAUCUCGGCCCAAACCUUGGAGCAAACUGACCCAGAAAGGCAGAGAGCCCUUCAUUCGCAUGCAGCUGUGGUUACUGGACCAGCUGAGCCAAAGCCUCAACCCACCCCAGAGUCAGGGCCAUACUCAGGACAAAAGCCCAGUGACGGCCCAUUCUUCACCCUUCCCGCUGCCCAGUCCAGCAGCAGGUCAUCCAAGUCCUCUGGUGGAACCUGUGGGUCUGUCCCUGGAAAGCAGCAAAGAGAACCAGCAACCUGAGAGCCUGGCCCUGGGUCUGGGCCUGACUCUGGGUCUGCCCUCUCACCCAGAGGGAGGAGGAAAAUCCACCCCUGCACUGCACAUAGCUUUGCAUCAGCCCACAAACCUGCUGGGUAUCCAAGAGCUGGUGGCCAUGUCUCCAGAGCUGGACACUUAUGCCAUCACCAAGAAGGUGAAGGAGGUGCUAACAGACAACAACCUCGGUCAGAGACUUUUCGGGGAAACCAUCCUGGGUCUGACACAAGGUUCUGUGUCAGACCUGCUCUCCAGACCCAAACCCUGGCACAAGCUCAGCCUAAAAGGCAGAGGACCAUUUGUACGUAUGCAGCUGUGGCUCAAUGAUCUCAAUGAUCCUCACAAUGUAGACAAGCUGAGAGCCAUCAAGAAGAUAGAGAAGAAAGAUAUCACUGUCUUCCCUCCAGCCUAUCUGAAGAGGCGAUACGGGCUGCUCAGCAGCAGCUCAGACAGUGACUCACCCAGCACUCGAUCUGAGUGUGUGAGUCCGAACUUGGUCUCCCUGGACCUGUGUCCGUACAGCCAUGUGAAGAAGCCCAGGGUGGUGCUGGGAGCAGAGGAGAAGGAUGCACUGAGAAAGGCCUACCUGCUGGAGCCCUACCCUUCACAGAACACCAUUGAGAUGCUGGCCUCCCAACUCGACCUCAAAACCAAUACGGUCAUCAACUGGUUCCACAACUACAGGCCAGUCCACUUAACUUUUAUCUGCCGUUUUUCAUUUGUGUGCAGGUCCAGGAUGCAAAGGGAAGUGCUGAUGGGGCGUCUGCCGGGAAAUGACACAGAUGCUGGGCACUACAGCUACCUGCCAUCAGUGACACGGAGCCCAAACUCUGACGGAGAGGACAGGAAGCUGCAGAAGCUCUCAGGACACAACACCGCGCUGCCUCAUGUCAAACAGGAGGCGUUGGGGGAGCACAAGGAGGAGGAGAAGGAGGACUCUGUGACAGAACCAAAAGUUCAGUGUUUUUCUAUGGCAGUUCAAUUCCCACAGCUGAAAAGUGAACACCAGGACUCUGACUCUGGCUGCCUUGAACCUCACUUGAUUGGCAAGAGGGACGAGGAAUCAACCAGCCAAGCUCAAGGGUUCCACUCCGGCUCAGGUUCCACUGAGGGACUACAAAGAGGCAGCCACUCCAGGCCUAAGGGUGAAGACUCUGGGAAGUCCCCCUUUGACCCGAUCAGCUUCAAGUCCUCGUCGGAGCCCUGCCGCAGCAGCCUGGAGGUCUCCCUGAAUUCCCCCUCUGCAGCUUCCUCACCUGGCCUCAUGAUGUCAGUCUCCCCCGUCCCUUCUUCCUCUGCUCCCAUAUCACCCUCACUGCCCAACAGACCCUCAACCAGCACCAUUCACAGCCUUGACCCCAACCAGAUCCCUCCCUUCCAAAGCCCCAAAGUCAACCGAAGCACUCAGAGACGCAAUGAGAAAAUGGCCAAUCUCAAUAACAUCAUCCACAGGCUAGAGAGAGCUGCCAAUCGAGAGGAAACACUGGAAUGGGAGUUUUAAGCCCCCCGCCCGUGCUUGUAUGUAGUAUGAUGACACUCCCAAAGGUGGAGGCUUAGAUAAAAUCUUCUUCGAGACUGUAUGAGACAAAAUUCCUGUCCUCUCAGACUAAUAACUGUCACUGGAAACAGGAACAUGGAGCUAAACUCCCUCCAUAAACAAAACAAAAAAGAAGGCGGGGAUAAAUUGUUUAUAAAUGUGUUUUUCUUUUUGAUAAUGCAUACUACUUUGAAAUAUGUAUAUGUUACAGCCUUAGCUGUUGUUUUACCUUUUGGCAUGACAUGAAGACUUUUGCAGCAGCUAUGGUGUCAUUAAAUGUACACUGAAGUUCUGUAGAUUUGCCACUGGGUGAGAUUAAAAAGACCCCUGUCUUAAGCUAUUAAAAGCACUAUAACUAUUUAAAAAAAGGUGACACUGACCAAAUUUGCUACUUUUUUAAUAGCAAUUUUUCAGAUUUUGUCUGUGAGACUGGACAGUGUAGGUCAAGUAACAUGAAGUCCUAUUGCUGACAGAGGGAUAGUCCUUUAAGACUCUAAAUACUCAACACCUUGUAUUUGCUUUCUUGGUGAUAUGUUUAAAAAAAAAUCUUUGUAACGCACACGUAUAAAAUGUGGUUGUAUAUGUUGUAGAGUUGUCUGCAAUAGCCUUCUCUGAACCUGAUGUAGCAUGGUACUCACCUGACCCUCUUAUCCUCUGUAGUUAGUCAUCUGUGAUUAUA
Molecule: messenger RNA, 6239 nt
Organism: Cynoglossus semilaevis (tongue sole)
Lineage: Eukaryota; Metazoa; Chordata; Actinopteri; Pleuronectiformes; Cynoglossidae
Product: homeobox protein cut-like 2
Exons: 20
Coding region: 1148-5524 (1458 amino acids)
Biological process (GO): regulation of transcription by RNA polymerase II
Cellular component (GO): nucleus
Molecular function (GO): RNA polymerase II transcription regulatory region sequence-specific DNA binding; DNA-binding transcription factor activity, RNA polymerase II-specific
Source: RefSeq, a predicted model, not a curated record